AUGCCGGCACCGACAGCCAUGCUCAAGCAGCCGCUUGAGAAUACUACCCCUCCAUCCAAUGUCCCGCUUCCCGAGCCCGACCAAGACGAAGAGUUCGCCCUCGAGGGCAUAAACACCUUGCCAGAGGACACGAGCGCAAUACAACCAGCCGCGAUAGCUGAUGGCGAGGAGAUGGAAGUAGACGAGGAGUCAAAGCCGAGAUUUGCGCCCACCCAGAACGUCGAUGCCGCAACACAUAUCCAAUCCCGCAAAGUCCUGAUCCCGCCCAACCGCUUCACGCCGCUGAAGAACUCGUGGCCGAAGAUCUAUCCGCCGCUAGUCGAGCAUCUUCAACUACAGGUGCGAAUGAACGUCAAGCACAAACGUGUCGAGUUACGAACGUCGAAACUCACGACGGAUCCGGGCGCGCUCCAGAAGGGGGCCGACUUCAUCCAAGCCUUUGCCCUCGGCUUCGACCUCGACGAUGCGAUUGCUUUGCUUCGGUUGGAUGAUUUGUUUAUCCAGUCCUUCGAUGUGAAGGAUGUAAAGAACUUGACUGGGGACCAUUUGGCUCGCGCGAUUGGUCGAGUUGCUGGUCACCAGGGGAAGACGAAGUUCGCCAUCGAGAACACGAGCAAGACACGUAUCGUAUUGGCCGACUCGAGAAUACACAUCCUUGGUGCAUUCAAAAACAUCGGCAUAGCUCGAGAAACUGUUGUGUCGCUCAUCCUCGGUGCUCCUCCUGGAAAGGUAUACAACAACCUCCGGACGAUAUCCUCGAGAAUGAAGGAGAGAUUCUAG
Messenger RNA from Anthostomella pinea, 780 nucleotides. Lineage: Eukaryota; Fungi; Ascomycota; Sordariomycetes; Xylariales; Xylariaceae. The record is from the annotation of a GenBank genome assembly.